UCAAAAAGAGGUGUCAAGUGUAAAAGAAGAGCUUCAACAAACAAAUCAAGAAUGGGUGCUUUGAAGUGGCUGAUCUUUUUGGUUUUUCUGAACACAUAUUCACAGGCUGCAGCACAAUCAGACAUCAAAGUAUCUGUGUUCUCUGCAACAUCCAAGACAGUGAUUCUCAGAUGGACCAGUUAUUCCGGAGCUGUCACCUACAAGAUAUCUGCCGCCCCCUUAAGCUCACCAAGCAGUCCUGUUUCUUUUAUCAUGUUUGGGCCAAACACAGUGAUGGGCUCCAUAAGCUCUUUGUCCCAAGAUGUAGAAUAUAUCUUUACUGUUCAAGCUUUGGAUGGUACCCAGACAGUGCUAAGCUUUGCAUCAACCCAGACAUUAACAGCACCCGAUAUUAUGGAUCCCAUCAAGACAGUCAAGCCAAAAGACAGCAGAACCUUUAUGGUGGAGUUUAACCCAAAGACAGGGGCCACCUCUUACAUCAUACGAGUUGAGAACACUAAUGGCUUCUUCAGAGAGGAUACCGUGUCCUCCUCUCCGGCAGAGAUCGGGAAUCUUGACCCAUACACUGAGUACCGGCUCAGCAUUAUGGCUGUAAAUAAUGCAGGCCGGAGCCAGCCAUCAUUUCCUGUAGCUGCAAAAACAGUGUUACCACCUCCUCAAAUCUCCACCUCCUCUCCCAGUAAUGACAGCAUUAUUGUAACUUGGCCUCCUGUUGCUCAUGCUGUCCAGUACACCGUGUCUAUCUAUAAGUUUGACUCCAACACUAAGGAAAAGUACAACACAACCAACACCAACUUGACCUUCCCUGGCUUGGAUGCUGGAUGCCUGUACGCCAUUCAGAGCUCAGCUUCGGACCCAGAGGGCCGAGAUGGAGAGGGAAGUUUGUAUGUCAACCAGACUACUCGACCUCCAACUCCAUCCUCUGUCAGUGUGUCGGUGGUGAUGAAUGGCACAUUGGCCGGGCUCUCUGUGUCUUGGAAACUCAACAAAAAGGUUCAUGGUACUGUUGAGUAUCAUGUGACAAGUGACCAGAACCUGAACUGUAACAGCACCUCCAACUCCUGCAUCCUGUCACCAGUGGGCUGUGGAGAAAUACAUACCGUCCACACCACAGCUUCAAACAAAGCUGGUCCCAGCCAGCCAUCCAGCCCAGUGUUAUUUAUCACCUUCCCCUGUGCUCCAGAGUCUCUGACUCUUGAGGAAUCGCCUAAAGGAAACUGCACGCUGACGUGGAACAACGUACCUUAUGCAGAGCGUUAUGAGGCCUUUGUCAAAAUAGGUGAUGGCACUGAGGCAACCUGCAACUCCAUCAGCAACAACUGCACAUAUCAGUGCCAGUGUGGCUACACCUACCUGAUGUAUGUGUUGGCGUACAACCAGGCAGGCAGCAGUCCUGAAUGGAAGAUGCUCAACUACACCACAGUACCCUGCUGUCCAGACAGUGUAUCUGUCUCUGCUGUAAGCACUGACACUCUGGUGAUUACCUGGAAUGCGUCGCAGGGAGCGGAGUUGUAUAAGACUCAGGCUGCAGACACCUCCAAGGUCACCCUCUGUAAUGACACAGCGCCGGUGUGCGCUCUCUCUGGCCUCAGCUGUGACAGCUCCUACACCGUGGUGGUAACUCCUUGCAAUGAGAUCAGUGGAUGCAACCAAGCCUGCAAAUCCCACACCAGAGACACUGCUCCCUGCACGCCAACUAAACCGAUUCUGAAUUCAAAUACAUCCUCCAUUAUUGGUGUCAGCUGGACAGCAAACAACAGGGCUGCAAAUUACACUGUGAGCGCAGACGGGGAGCAUGCCAGAGGUACCUGUACUACCAGUGGAAACAGCUGUAACAUCACUGAUCUGCCCUGUGGCUCAAGCUUUGAGAUCAGCGUCACAGCAACCAGCAGCGCCGGGCAGAGCUUACCCAGCUACUCCACCUCACUAGAAACAGAGCCCUGCUGCCCAGUGAAUUUGACUGCUGUUCAGGUAACUCAGGCCAUGUCUAACGUCUCGUGGUCUCACGCUAAAGGGGCAAAGUCGUUCAUCACGUCCCUAGCAUCACCACGUGGAAAAGCCCUCUGUCACACACAGGACACCCAUUGCCUCAUAGGCUGCAUCACCUGUUCCAUGAACUACACUGUCACCAUAGAGGCAUUCAGCAUGAGUGGACGCAUGUCCAGCUGCACCUAUCAGGGCUUCUCCUCCAGCCCCUGCUGCCCAUCAGGCAUCAAGCUCUACAUGUUGGGCAGUAACUCUCUGGGUGUUUACUGGCGCAGCACAGCCAGCAGCCUCAGCACCAUGGCAGAGAUGGCGGGCAUCAGCAGCAACUACACCUGCACUGCGUCACCUGGGAAGAACAGCUGUGUUGUUAAAAACAUCCAAUGUGGGGGAGUGUAUCAUGUAGAAGUAGCUCCUCUCACACCAGAGGGCAGCAAAGUUCUGUUCUGCCCCAUCAGACUCUACUCAGUUACUUGUUCAGGAAGCAACAUCAGCUCAGUGUUUUACAGAGGAAAAAGAAGUGUUGAGUAGUACAAGGUUGUAACCUCUCCUUCUCCUCAUGAUCACUGAAGAUAGACACCAGCCCCACACAAUUCUGCAUGGAUGAGCGGGUAUGGACGAUAGAUGGAUGGACAGAAUCUGACUUGCGGUCUUCAUUCUAAGUAGCUUAUUGUGCCUUGUGGCAAAUGCAGUUCAAGUCGUCUUUCUCCUGCAUAACCUGACAUGAUAUGUGGCCAUGAUUCACAAGCAAAUGAUUACUGAUGUUUGAGCAAAAGUUUACAGUAUAAUAAUAAAACUAAAUGGCCUAUUAAAAUUAAAAUCAAGAUUUAUGAUUCGUAAUUGCAUGAAGUAAUUGGUCAGUUUUUCUCAUAGUAUGUAUUGAGAUUAAAUAUUUUAUCUUAAAUUGAACCUGUGUCUUAUUUGACCAACUAAUGCAUGAAAUUACAGACCAAUUGAGUUUAAAACAAUAACACAUCCUGGGAUCACACUGAAAUAAAGUAACCUUGUUAAACAAAUUAAACAAAAAUGUGCAUCAGACAAUUAUUGAUAUAGUAGCCUCAGCCACUAGCAGAAAGCUGCCUUGUAAUGGAGCAGCAGACACGGAUCUGUGCGUCUUUAAGUAAAACAUCCAGUUUGCAAUGUCAUUUUUUAGUGCCCUGUUUCUAAUUAUUAGGAUAAUUUCAGUUGUGUUAAGUGUGUGUCACUGUGUAAAACUGAGCAUGUUUCAGAUAUUAAAUAUAUUCUUAGCAUCAA
Molecule: messenger RNA, 3237 nt
Organism: Girardinichthys multiradiatus
Lineage: Eukaryota; Metazoa; Chordata; Actinopteri; Cyprinodontiformes; Goodeidae
Product: fibronectin type III domain-containing protein 7-like
Exons: 14
Coding region: 52-2514 (820 amino acids)
Molecular function (GO): protein binding
Source: RefSeq, a predicted model, not a curated record